Danio aesculapii is the source of this 1735-nucleotide messenger RNA. RefSeq names its product dual specificity protein phosphatase 14. The transcript has 3 exons. Lineage: Eukaryota; Metazoa; Chordata; Actinopteri; Cypriniformes; Danionidae. The record is from RefSeq and is a predicted model, not a curated record. Gene Ontology annotation, biological process: protein dephosphorylation. Gene Ontology annotation, cellular component: cytoplasm. Bases 248 to 757 code for a protein of 169 amino acids. Gene Ontology annotation, molecular function: protein tyrosine/serine/threonine phosphatase activity.
UGUCAGUUCCCUUUGACAGCCCUCUGUUGUUUUAAAGAAUAUUACAACGGCGAACGCAUCAAGUAUAAAAGCCUCGUCCAUCCCGCGAGGUGCGCACGCAGUCAGCGGAGGUUGGCGAUGCGGCUCUAGGCGAAAGAAUGAAUCCAGCUUAACACUGUCUAUGGUUUGACAGCAGACAAACAUUCAGCAAAGCCGAAGGAAAGAGUGGAAGCAUCGUCUCCAGUCCUCGGAGCUCUGAGUGGCUGUAAUGAUUUCUCAGAUCUCUCCCACUCUGUACCUGAGUGGCCUGCAGGCCAUUAAUCAGUCAGCACUGGAGCACAGGGGCGUCACUCUGCUGGUGAACGCCUGCGCUGAAUAUCCCUGUCCUGAGUAUCAAGGGGUGUCCUGCGUUUGUGUGCAGGUGGAGGACCGUCCUCACGCCCCUCUGGACCAACACUUUGACAGCGUAGCAGAGCAAAUCCAGCAGAAUCACACCGGGAGCUCACUGGUGUUUUGCUCCGCCGGGAGAAGCAGGUCUCCAUCUCUGAUCAUGGCGUAUCUCAUGAGGUUUGAGGAACUCUCGCUGCUUCAGGCUUAUCACAGGGUUUUGGCAGCACGACCCUUUAUUCGGCCAAAUGCUGGGUUUUGGAGGCAAUUGUUGCAGUAUGAGAAGAAACUUACAGGUAGCAACAGUGUAAGGAUGGUGGCCACAUCACAGGGCAUCCUGCCAGAGGCCAUCCAGAUCACACAGGACACCUCAUACUGUCUGAAUGUGUAAUGCAUUGAGACAUUGUGAACUGGAUAAUUUUUAAGUAGAGUUUGUAUUAAAACCCCGGGUAGAUUUUUAUGUGAGUUAGCAGGGGUGCAGGAAUUAGGGGGCCCUGACUAAUGCCAAGAAACCUGUAUAAAACAUAUAGCUCUUUUAUAAAUGUUCUAUCAUACACUCACUGGCCACUUUAUUAGGUACACCUGUCUAACUGCUCAUUAACGCAAAUUUCUAAACAGCCAAUCACAUGGCAGCAACUCAUUGCAUUUAGACAUGUAGACAUGAGCAAGAUGAUUUGCUGCAGGUUAAACCAAGCAUCAGAAUGGGGAAGAAAGGUGAUUUUAAAUGACUGAACGUGGCAUGGUUGUUGGUGCCAGACGGGCUGAUCGGAGUAUUUCAGAAACUGCUGAUCUAAUGGGAUUUUCACGCACAACCUUCUCUAGGGUUUACAGAGAACGGUCUAAAAGGGGAAGUUAUCCAGUGAGCGGCAGGUCUGUGGGUGCAAAUGCCUUGUUGAUGCCAGAGGUCAGAGGAGAACGGCCAGACUGGUUCAAGUUGAUAAAGGCAACAGUAACUCAACUCAAGUUACAACCUAAGUAUGUAGAAGAGCAUUUCUGAACGCACAACACAUCGAACCUUGAGGCAGAUGGGCUACAGCAGCAGAAGACCACAAUUGGUGACACUCCUGUAAGCUAAGAAAAGGAAACUGAGGCUACAAUUUGCACAGGCUAACCAAAAUUGGACAAUAGAAGACUGGCAAAACGUUGCCUGGUCUGAUGAGUCUCGAUUUCUGUUGUGACAUUCGGACGGUAGGGUCCGAAUUUGGCAUUAACAAUUCAAUUCAAUUCACCUUUAUUUGUAUAGCGCUUUUACAAUGUAGAUUGUGUCAAAGCAGCUUUACAUAAAAGGUCAUAGUAAAUUGAAACAGUGUAGUUCAGUUUCAGAGUUUAAGUUCAGUUCAAUUCAGCUCAGUUCAGUGUGGUUUAAAAA